AUGCUUCGCGAAGAAACGGAGAGCGAGAGGGUCGAUUACAGAGUCGCCAGAGACGACGGCCACGCGAUAAAUAAUCACCGCAAGGGGUCGGACUUUCUUCACCUCGGUCAGAAAUAUUCAGAUAUCGAUAAAAGAGCGCAAGAGAGGAAAGAAUUCUUUACCGAGGUCGCAGGAGACGAGACGGAAGACGAAGAACGGGAAAUUGAUGAGGAUCAAAGCGAAGAAGAGGACACAGAGCGGCGGGAGAUAGACAGGAGCAGGAAGGAGAAGGGCGAAGAACAAGAGCCGGAAGAAAGAGAGAACAAAGACGAGCAAGGAAUUCGGGAGAACAGGCAGAUCGGGGAGUGCGCGAUCUGCCACAUUAUCGUCGACGACGCGAACCUCGGCGGCAGCAUCGUCGAUUCCGAGGAAAAUCCGCGCAACACCGAAGGCUGUGUGUUGUGUCAGCGUUGCGUGCGGAAGUUUUCGAUUCGUUCAGGCGCGGAAUACCUUCAGCCUCGAAAAUCGCACGGCAGUCUCUAUCAAAACAACGACCGUGGUCGCGCACGCUCCAGGAAAACGUACGACUCGCCGAUCGCGAUGUACCUGCAGCCACCUGCGCCACAGCAGGUGUAUUCGUCGCAGCCGCGUCGCGACCAGUGGGCCAACUUCGCCAGGAUGAGUCGUCCUGAAGAGGCGAGCGAGACGCCCGAUUACGAAGCGAUAUCGGACGCUGUCUCGUACGUCGCCGUCGAUCGCGAGCGAGCCGAUCCGCGGGAGGUACGAGGAAGACAGUGCCAACAGCAGCACGGCUAUUGCGACCUGUCGACGCGGAGGAACGACGCGGAUCGAUACAGCGCCGAGAUUAAGGUCAAAAGCCUGGCGUCCGUUGACUACUCCCGCAGACCCAUACGUUGUCCCCGUCUGGAUUGCUCGGUGAACGUCGCCUUCUCGGCGCUCACCCAUCACUUCCUCUUCGACCACCCCGAGGUGCCCAUUCUCAGCGUCGAGCCCGGCGCCGAGAGCACGCUCGUUGUCAGCUACGAAGCUCUCUCGUGCGACUCCAGUCGAUGCUUGGCUCUCUUACUAGUCUCCGGAAAGCUCUCAGACUCGUCAGCGAGGCUGUUCGGUGGUAAUCAGAUCAACCCGAAAUAUCGGAAUCGGCUGCCGUUGCCGGUGCUGGCCGCGCGCCUGCACGGCAAUCGUUACGCCUGCUGCGAGGAGGUGCACGCCGGCGGAGAAGGCCAGUGCGAGAAGGACGUGAUCAUCGCCUGGGUGGCGGGACUCGACAUGGGCGACGCUUCGGCCCAGGACAGGCUUCGAUGCAGUAUCCAGGCCGUGGACAGCAUCGAGAACGGGGGCUUCCGUUCGCUGACGUACACGGGCCCGGUGACGUCCCUCAGAAGCGCCCAAUGCCCGCGCGACGUCCUCCUGGCCGGCGACUGUAUAGUUCUUCACGAAGGACUGAUCGGCCACAUCACGUCCGGCUGCACCAGUCUCAAUGUAAAUGUCAUUGUACACUAAAGCGCUGUCGCGUGUCGCCGCACGGUGUGUCCG
Molecule: messenger RNA, 1536 nt
Organism: Harpegnathos saltator (Jerdon's jumping ant)
Lineage: Eukaryota; Metazoa; Arthropoda; Insecta; Hymenoptera; Formicidae
Exons: 5
Coding region: 1-1503 (500 amino acids)
Source: RefSeq, a predicted model, not a curated record